AUGCUCGUCUCUAUGUUGCCCAUCCUAUUGGGCUGGAUGCCCAUACUAGGUUCCGCUGGAGCGCUGGCACCCAUGAACAGCAUGAACAGUGCCCUGCGGACUAGGAACGGACCAGGAAUGACAGAUGCGGACACUUUGAAUGCAUUGGGGCGAGCUUUCCAUGUCGCCAGAUCUCAGAACAGUGUUUACAAAAUGAAUCAGACAUCACUCUCAAAGGCCUGGGAAGGAGCAACUCUGUUUACCCUUGGAGAGAACAAUGCGGAAUACGGAGACAGCUCGACGAACUACAAUCCAACCAUAUCUAUUAUCUGUUCGACCUGUUACCUUAAUGGAUCGGUCACUGGUGGUCUAACACUUACGGGGGACACCAACUUCACUCAAGCAGUCGAUAAUAUCAAGAGCGAGGCCUCUAGUACCGUCAGUAACAUGACUGACCAACUAGAGACCUAUGUUAAAAAGGUAUUUUCAGACGUCGCAAGUCUGGACAUUAGCGACAUUGAAAAUGAUAUCACGGCCUGGCCGACACUAGAUGUCGACGUCAACCUGGACGAUAGUAGUAUUUCGGGUGCUAAAGUAUCCUUGGAUUUCAAUGACCUUGAGAUGUAUCUGGAUCUCGACAUACAGUUAGCCACAGGCGCGGCUUAUACACUGAACAUCUACACAUCCGAGAGUCCGGUAGGAAUUUCAGUUCCAGGGGUUGAGCUAGGAGUCUUGUUCAGUGUGGACUUGAUUCUGAUUGCCGAGGCCCAAAUCGAUAUUGGAAGCGGCAUUCAUAUCAAACUCGAUGACGGAGUUUCCUUUGAGCUGGAAAUGUUCAAUACAGAUUUAUCGAGUGUCACACUGCCUGGUGCAUCUUACGAGGUAUUACCCGUCACCCUUUCAGGCGAAGGGGGUUCUCUUCAGGCUGUACUGAGUCUCAAAGCGAGCGUGGGGGCGGAUAUGUCCGUUGAUGAAGACUUUUUGCCGAAAUUCAGUGCCGGUAUCGUGGCUGAUAUCUUCGCCUAUAUUGCGGACUUUGUGACCACAGUCAGCCACAUUGAGGACGCCAAGAGUGGUGACUGUGAACUGGAGGCAGCGGUGGAAUAUACCCUGGCAGUUGGAGCAGCGGCUGGUGCCACGGUGGCUGUCGGUACAUAUGCUUGGGGUCCGGCGCCUAGCACAACUGUUCCUGUCUGGCAUACGACUCUUGCUAGUACCUGUGCAAAGACCAAGUCGGCAUCGACCAUAUCGAGUGCCUCUAUCGGAUCGACUGCAUCAUCUGCCAUCACCGCUCGCGCGGAAUUCAUCGAAAGAGAGAACUCUGAAAAGAGCGUGACAACAACAACUGUGACCUCGGUCGAGUCCUAUACAAUUGUCAAUUGUAUUACUUCAGGCGUAGUAUAUUGCCCUGUUCGCUACCAGAAUACUUCAUCUUACGAAACCACCGUGACAUCGACGGUCACCGUCACAUCAGGUUCGAGCGCAACAAUGCCAGCAAGUACCUUUGUCUCCGUCACCAGUGCCAUUCCAUUCGGAGAAGAGGUGAAAAGGAUGUUCUCAACAUCUGGAGCACCGAAAUCCUAUGACCCCAGCUCAGCCACUGGAGGGAGUAGCAUUCUCAAUGGUUCCACGAAUGGUACAAGUAACAAAGUUAUCAUCGGUCUCUGCGUGGGGCUUGGAGUCCCCUUCCUCGCAGCUGUCAUCUUCACGUUCAUUUUCUUUAUGCGCAAACACAAGUACGAUUCUGUCUCUCAGCAGCCACAGGUUUCCGACCUAGAUCAGUCUUCAUCCGUACCAUCUGACUCUUCCAACACACCGGUCAAAGUGAAAGAACUGGUUAGGAAGCCAGGAGGAGGAAGAUACGAUGACUACUGA
Messenger RNA from Penicillium cataractarum, 1854 nucleotides. RefSeq lists its product as uncharacterized. NCBI's taxonomy places the organism in Eukaryota, Fungi, Ascomycota, Eurotiomycetes, Eurotiales, Aspergillaceae. The record is from RefSeq and is a predicted model, not a curated record. The coding region runs from base 1 to 1854 and encodes 617 amino acids. The transcript has 4 exons.